AUGGUGACAGGGAUGGUGUCCCUGUGGUCACUGGCUGUGGUGGCCUUCGAGCGGUUCCUGGUCAUCUGCAAGCCCCUGGGCAACUUCACCUUCCGGGGCAGCCACGCCGUGCUGGGCUGUGCCAUCACCUGGAUCUUCGGCCUCAUCGCCUCCGUGCCCCCCCUCUUCGGCUGGAGCAGGUACAUCCCCGAGGGGCUGCAGUGCUCGUGCGGCCCGGACUGGUACACGACGGACAACAAAUGGAACAACGAGUCCUACGUGAUUUUCCUCUUCUGCUUCUGCUUCGGCUUCCCCCUGAGCGUCAUCGUCUUCUCCUACGGGCGGCUGCUGCUCACCCUGCGCGCGGUGGCCAAGCAGCAGGAGCAGUCGGCCACCACGCAGAAGGCGGAGCGCGAGGUGACCAAGAUGGUGGUGGUGAUGGUGCUGGGCUUCCUGGUGUGCUGGCUGCCCUACUGCUCCUUCGCGCUCUGGGUGGUGACACACCGGGGACACCCCUUCGACCUGGGGCUGGCCUCCAUCCCCUCCGUCUUCUCCAAGGCCUCCACCGUCUACAACCCCAUCAUCUACGUCUUCAUGAACAAGCAGUUCCGCUCCUGCAUGCUCAAGCUCGUGUUCUGUGGCCGGAGCCCCUUCGGGGAUGACGACGACGUGUCCGGCUCCUCCCAGGCCACCCAGGUGUCCUCGGUGUCCUCCAGCCAGGUGUCCCCAGCGUAGGGCCCGGCCCCACAGUGGGGCUGCCCCACGGCUCUGCCCCACGGCGGGGCUGCCCCACAGCGGGCUCAGCCCUAGAGUGAGCUCUGCCCCACAGCGGGCCCGACCCAGCCAGGGCUGCCCCACACCGGGCUCAGCCCCACACCAGGCUCAGCCCUAUAUGGAUUUCUGC
Molecule: messenger RNA, 883 nt
Organism: Serinus canaria (Common canary)
Lineage: Eukaryota; Metazoa; Chordata; Aves; Passeriformes; Fringillidae
Product: blue-sensitive opsin
Exons: 5
Coding region: 1-714 (237 amino acids)
Biological process (GO): phototransduction; G protein-coupled receptor signaling pathway; visual perception
Cellular component (GO): photoreceptor outer segment; membrane
Molecular function (GO): G protein-coupled receptor activity
Source: RefSeq, a predicted model, not a curated record